UAGUAAUUUUCUACGAUCGUUUGUUAUCUCCGACAAAUUUACAACACCAGUAGCAGUGAGCGAAACAUCAGAGAGCUCGUGUUUACAUAGAUGGAAUACAAGAAGGUGAUCUCAAUGAAGUAUGCCUAAACUUGCACGAUUUUACAUUAAUUUUGGGAAUCCGGUUGCCAUUUAUUACGCAGGACAAAAUGUCCAAGGAUACCUUAACGUUGAAGUUGACAAACCGUUAAAUCUGCAAUGUAUCAGAGUGUAUGUGAAAGGUGAAGCAUUUGUCCACUGGACUGAUCAGCGCAUGCGUGGACCGGCUCCUUUGCGAACCCCUGGAACACGUCAUCAUUCGGCCCACGAAGAAUACUUUGACUUCACAACUACAAUCCUUGGGAACAAUGAAAACGAUGCUCCAAAGUUAACUUUACUGCGAGGGAACUACUGUUAUCCAUUUCAGUUCCAGCUCCCUCAAAAUCUUCCAUCUUCAUUUGAGGGGGAAUAUGGUCACGUAAGAUACACCAUUAAAGGGACCAUUGAAAAACCAAAGAGAUUUUCCCACGUGACUAAAACUGCCUUUUCUGUGAUUGGUCCACUGGAUUUGAACACCUUUCCACAAAUAGACUCUCCGACUGGCAUGACGCUUACGAAAAAUUUGUGUUGUUUGUGUUGUACGUCUGGUCCCAUAAGCGCUUUUCUAUCGCUUCCAAGAAGGGGAUUUGUUCCAGGAGACAUUAUUCCUGUGACGAUUGAAAUCGAAAAUCUGUCAAGUCGGAAAAUAGCAAGUUCGUCCAUAACACUUACAAUGACCACAAAUUUCCACAGCUCUGAUGAGUCUCGAACAGUGAGCACACAGAUCGAUAAAAUCAUUCAUGGUUCUGUACCCCGGGGCACUACAAGCACGUGGGCAGACCAGGGGAUCCCCCUUCCAGCUCUCCCUCCUAGUUUCCUGUUUGGGUGUAACAUUAUAGAUAUACAGUACAAACUAGAGUUACGAGUAGAUGCUGUUGGACCGUCUUUCGAGAUGUAUGUACCUCUAGAAAUUAUUGUUGGAACCGUGCCAUUACGUUCUACCAUGAGACCAAUCCCACAUUCGCCUCGACAUGACUCAAGGUCACGGGGUCAACGAUCCACGUCAUCGCAUGCUUCUUCGGAGCAGUAUGCAGUAUCAUUGACCUAUAUGGAGUCCCGGCUGGGAGGGGUCUGUAUAAAGGAAGAAGAUGACCCUGAAGACAUGAAGGGGGAUCACCACUUCUCUCCCGUCUAUCCAUAUUACAUAUGGACUGACUGAAGCAGAUUGAAGAAGAUACACGUCCGCUUUACAUUUGAUAUCUUGUCAUAGUGCUACACUGUGUUGUAUGACGGAAGACCGAAGUGCUACAUACUAUAUACCUUAAUCCUAUACUGGUGACAAGGGAAGAGUAAAAACCAGGAGUGAUUAUUCUAUUCCAUUCUUCUUUUUCGUCUCAAAUAAGAUGCGAUGUCUUUUUCUAACAGAUGAUACUGUAUAUAUAUGAGAGAAGAAUAGGGUAUUUGCUUUGCUGUAUUAUCAAUACUCAGUCGACAUUUCACUCAUCUCAUCCCUCGAAAAGGGGUAUAUAUAUAUUUUUUCAUUUACUCAUUGUAAGAGAAUAAAGGUGUACAAAUCUCAAAAA
Messenger RNA from Saccostrea echinata, 1640 nucleotides. RefSeq names its product arrestin domain-containing protein 3-like. Gene Ontology annotation, cellular component: cytoplasm. The record is from RefSeq and is a predicted model, not a curated record. Lineage: Eukaryota; Metazoa; Mollusca; Bivalvia; Ostreida; Ostreidae. Gene Ontology annotation, biological process: protein transport. The coding region runs from base 122 to 1276 and encodes 384 amino acids. The transcript has 7 exons.